UUUGUUUUUGUGUUUCCACCUUCGCUCGGACGCCAUGCACCUGCAAAGACCUGGCUGUCAAGACAAAGAGUGACAACCGUACUCUGUGUCAGACUUGUACUAAGCAUCUCUGUCCACUCAUUAACUGCUGCAGCAGCAGCAGCACUAACUAUGUGCGAAGACAGGCAUUCGGAAGGCUCUGCGGGUGACGGCGUCGCCUCGACACGCGCCUACCCUCCAAGUGCGAGUGGACGGAGCUCCAGACCACCUUCGCCAGAUGCUGUUGCUUCGGAGGCGGCCGGCCGGCGCAUUCCCCGAAGCCCUCUCGCGCCCCACGCAGAGAGCUUGAUAGACAUGGAAAUCCCACAAGCGGCACCGUCACCGCGGCCGGGCAGGAAAAGGGGCCUUGACGAGCUAUUUGGCGACAGCACGCCGCCGUCGCCUGAUAAGCUGCAGCGCGAGCUUGAUCGGCAGCAUCAGGAGGCCCUUGAGGCUCGCCGCUCCUCCUCCUCCUCCUCCUCCUCCUCUACCACCACCACACUUCUCCUCCCCCCUGGUGCUCACCCUGGUGUCCGGGUCCAGGACAGCAAGCGUCAGAAGAAACUUGUGUAUCGAUGCAAGCCCGCCGAACACGAUGCGACGCCGCACUCGACAGUCGGCCGCGGCAACGACGACGGUAACGGGUAUUCGUACGCGGCGGAACGACCAUCCGGCUCCCCUGCAGACUCUUCAAGACACCACGACGCGAAGGUCUCGCAUCGCCCGCCGCCAACCCAUCCCGUGAUACCACCCAUGCAGGAACAGGAAGAUUGACCGUCCGACGUCCACCGGCAACGCAGCAUCGCCCCUCUCUUUUCAGAGUCUAGCUAGCACCCAUCUCUGCACUAUCCUCUGGGCCUCUGGGGCUCCCAGCAUCUCGCGUGGUUCGAGUUCCCCUUUUCGGUCGGAUCCGAUGGCGGACGCCGCAAUUCCUUCCCAGCAACAUACCGGCAGAGUAGCAGUCAUUCAAGGAGCAGCCGUCCCUCUCGUUCGCUCCAGCAAGUCGUGAGACUCCUGACUCCCGACUCCCGGGCACACGACGAUGAAGCUGUCAGUUGGCGAGUAUUACAGCGUAGCCCACCCUGCUGCUCACGUUGCGGUUUAGCGGUCGGCAUCGCCACUACCUGAUGCCCCUCUCUCAUUUCCCUCCUCCCCAGCAAACAAGCGGCUAGACAUCUGACGACUCCCGGCUGCCAUGCGAGGCCCGUUUCGAAACAACCUUAACAGUCGACGCCUUUCCCAUUUGCGCCGUGGGACACCCUCAUGUGGCCCCUCCCUCUGGGUGGCAGACAGCCCAUUUCAGGAAGCUUUGCCCCAUCUCGCAUCCUACGCGACCUUUUCGCAGCCUAGCGCGCUGGAGAUGUUGGAACGCAGAGGUCCAAAAGCAGCGAUAAUGAUGAAGAUCCGCCGGCAGCGCCUCUCUUGUUUCAGGUCGACAUUCCUAUGGGCCACCAGUCUUUUCUUCUCUCGAAAUCCGUAUUUCCGUCUGCUUUUUUUCGUAUUGAUUCUUAUUUCCGAUCCCUCGAGACAUCCUCAGACAAACGAUAUGGUGCUGGCAGGCAAGCUUGGCGCCAGUCUGCAGUGGUUGUGAGGCCAGGCCCGAAAUAGUAAAUAGAUAAUUUCAAACCCCUGCCGCGUUUCCCCCCUUUGGACUGCACGCAUCCACCACACUCCCAAUGUGUCCAUCAGCGUUUCAACAUUGGGUUAUCGUCUCCGUUGCUCGGACGCAAGUCAACAUGGCGACGUCGUCGAUGUCGUUGCCGCUGUCGUCUUUUCCCUCGGUGCUUCACCCUUCUCACACGCAGCUAGAGAGGCGUUUUCCCACACUGUCGAUGCUUUGCAGAUUUAUAAGCAAUUGGAUGUCCCAUUAGUCUCGACCUUUACCAAUUCAAAAUUCUGUACAUAUUCGACGAAUCCCUACCACCACCACCACCACCACCACCACCACCACCACCCUCCACGCACUCAUAUUCAUGCAGACAGACCGAGGCGCCGUUCCUUGAGCAGGAUGGGCAGCUGCGUCUCGGAGAUUUUCCCCAACCGUAAUGAGCACCUCCCUUCCCCCCCUGCAAUCUUCAUCCCCAUUCCCAUCCGACCCCCCCCUUGGCUGGCGCACGCUGCACGCUGCACGCAUGCCACUAGAUCCGUUUUGUUUCGUUUCGUUUCCUUGUUCGGUUCCCAGUCCCUCCUUUCGGUGGGCUCCGGGGUAAUGAAGGAGACGCAAACGGUUGACCACAACGCCUGAGUACUGACAGACUGACAGAAGGAGAACUAGAAGAGUAACCCUUCUCCCUUCCACUUGGCCUGGGUGAAUAUGCCCCCCCCCCCCCCCCCCCCCCCCCCCCCUCUUUCCAUGUGCCCCUGAACCUCGUACCUUUCUUCUCUCCAUCUCAUGUCAUCUCAUGGAGUUCCGCUCCCCUCAUCUCAUCAUUCUGGCUUUGUUGGGAUUGUUGCCCACAUUACGUCGCGUCACAGAGGAAAGAUCUGCGGCCAGGAGAAACGGAGAUGCCCAUCAGCCGACGGUCAUACACAACGCCCAAAGACUUGCGGAACUGACAAGAAGAGGCGCCAGGACGUCUGCAAGCAGGCGGCGGGAAACACAGAACCGCUAGGCAGAGACAUAACGCCGGGCCAAUAACAAGGCAACAUCAACGAAUCACCCCGAACGUCCAAACAAGAACAAUCAAGUCCCGAGAAACCCUCCGGGACAGACACAGACAGAGGCAGACCCUUUGCGCUCCUCCCUCCUCCGCGGUCUAUUCUACAGUCCACUUGGGGGGAGCCACUCUCGCUUCUCGUCUACUAAAACCAUGGAUGCUUGUUGUAGCUCGCCGGCAACAAGACGGAGGGAGUCAUCCACGACGAGCGGCCCCGUCACCAAAAACCACCCAACGCUCGAGAGGCCGGCAGCACCAAUACCAGGCCCGGAUUAUACCUUCCAAUGCGGAUGCGACUAUCCGGACACUAAGGGCUCGGUCCCAAGGGCCACGCGAAAUGACACACACACACACACACCACCAGCCCACCAGGCCCGCCUCGCAUGCACCACUUACUUGUGCUGGACACGCGCGACACAACGCAGACAAAUGGGGUACUGCUGCUGUGCUUCUAGCUAGACGCAUGCAUCUGCAUCCGCCGGCCGCCCGGCUGGGCGCUUGAGUGGAUGGGCUCUGCAGAACCUUUUGCAGACUGACCGCAGAACGGACAUGCGAAUGGGGUCUGUGAGUGGUCGGUAAGGUAUGUUGAUUUGCUCUCUUAUGAACCAGGUGCUUGAAAUUAUCUACGGGCCUGCUCUUGUGCGGCCGCAAGGGGGGGACGGGGAAUAUCGUCGUCCCCAACUGGACCUUUCCUCCCUUAUACUCCAAGGUCUUAUACUCCAAGGCUUUUCCUUCACCUCUUCUUUAUCCUAUCCGUCUUUCUCUAUUCCCUCUAUCCCCUUCCCCCCCCGCUCUCUCGCGCCCUUUGGCAUUAUCCUCCCCCCCUUCUCUUAUUCGAUGGGGCAUGGACAAUCAUCUGACGCCAUCGACAUAGACGCAUGCUGCCAUGCUGCCUCACCCCUUCAGAGCAUGGAGCAUCCAUCCCCUCACCAACCCUCGCGGCCAUGUCGCCACCGACCACCGGGAUCACCUGCCGGGUUUGCGGGAGCGUUGUCUCGCCGCAUUGACCCUUCCCGACGGUCUCCGCAAUUCCCGGGGUCCCUGAGUGAUAAUGAUGGGUAAACCCUUUCCCAUCAAAAACUUGCGACCUCGCCCUACUCUCCACCAGGUCUUCUACCCCUUCUUCUUCUUCUUUGCUCUUAUUCAUCCAUCAACCAAGUAAGAGACGGCUUUGUUGUCUCUCUGGUUGUGGCCGUGGAGCGCACCGCGUUCAUUUGCCGAACCGUCCAUGUUCAGCGACUCGCCGCCGCCGCUGCCCAGAGGACGUCGCCGCCGUCAUUAUCAGCUUGGCUAGCACGCAACAACACCACUCACUACGCAAAGGUCUGGGCAGAGAGAAGAGAGAGGGCGCACUGAGACAACGAAGGCGAGAGGGACAGACUGCACACACACAUCCACACAAACAAACAAACAACAUGGGAGGAAGCCAGACGGUGUGACCAGCGAAGAAUCGCCCGGCGAAUUUCUCUGUUGAGAUACAAGAAAGCUGUCCGAGACCCCAGACGUCGACAAAACAUGCACGAUGACCGCCCCAUGCAUGGUUCCUCAUCUCUGCUCCGCCCGUUACCAAUCGCAGUCAGAAGACAACAGCAGCAUAGUUCUACGCUCUCUCUCUCUCUCUCCAAUAUCUUUCGCCGACGAAUGCAACAGUCCCCCCCAACGCAAGUCUGACAACCCAGGAACCCGAAGCUACGACAAACGCCUAAACAGAUGCCAAAAAAAUCACCCCCCACCCAACCGGCUCC
Molecule: messenger RNA, 4420 nt
Organism: Colletotrichum destructivum
Lineage: Eukaryota; Fungi; Ascomycota; Sordariomycetes; Glomerellales; Glomerellaceae
Exons: 2
Coding region: 151-792 (213 amino acids)
Source: RefSeq, a predicted model, not a curated record